AUGGUUGUCACACGUUCGGUGAAAGCUAUUGGUAAGGAUGGUAACGAAGGUAAGACCGUUGCGGAGAGUGAGGCUGGGCCGUCGACCGUGCCCUCAACCCCUCUUGUCGACUCGACAACCGCACCACCGGCGCCUUCACAAUCCCGUCCCGUAAGUACUUCGUCUCGUUCUUCGUCCACGGUGGUGGCCAGAAGGUUAGCGGCUGAGGCGCAGCACGCGCGUCGCCUCGUCGAGCUAGAGGCACAACAAAUACGCCACCGCCGUGAGCUCGAGCGUGAAGCCGCUGAACGACAAGCUGCUGAACGUCAAGCUGCCGAGCUAGAUGCUCGCCGGCUGGCCGAUCUGGAACGAGUGACCGCCGACCUAGAGCUAAAAGCGGAAAUCGCCGCCAUCGAGGCAGACGCGAGUCGUCAUAGCUCUAGAAGCAGCCAUGUUAACAUAGACCAAUGGUUCUGUAAGUCUGAAGCUGCCUUUAAUCAUGAAAAUACAUUAAUUAAUAAUAAUAUUUUCAGGGAUCUGGAAACUGAAGCCCCUCGUGCGCUUGUCGCAUCCCCUGCGCGGACAGCGACUGUGCGCCGCGACUGUGGUGCCGCGAUAACGGUGGCUCCCUUCGGACGCCGUGACUAUGGUGCUGCGAUGACUGCGGCCCCUCUCGAGCGUCCCGAGAGUGGAGAAGUUCCACAGCUGAUUAAAAGUCUGGGUGUUUUAGUAGAAAGUGUAAAUAAAAGCAUUGGCCACGCAAUUAAUCGUGUUCCUUUACCCCGUUUCGAUGGCAAGUCGCAUCUAGAUUGGCUUGGCUUGAAAAAAGCCUUCGAAAACACGCAAGGUUCCUAUACAGCUGCGAAUAACUUGUCAAGGCUGAACACUGCGCUGACGGGCGCGGCGCGCGAGGCAGUCGCCGCGCUGCUAGUGUCUGCGCGCGACCCCGGCGUCGUGCUAAACGCGCUCGACGCACGCUUCGGCCGCCCCGAGAUCGUGGUGGCACACGAAGUUGCUGCGGUGCGCGCAUUGCCGCGCGUGAGCGCUGAAGGUAAGGAUUUAGCUGUGUUUGCCAGUCGAGUUCGCAACUGUGUCGAAAUAAUACGUUUAUUGGGUCAUACGGAAUAUCUGGCUUCGCCUGAACUAUUUCAGGCCUUAAUUACUAAAAUAUCUCCACUGUUGCGAGCUAAAUGGCUAGACUAUGCCGUUCGUUAUGAGGCUGCCGGUCUGUCAAAGCUAGAAAAUCUAGCUGAUUUCCUCGCUAACGAAGUCGACCUGCAGUCUCGCUUCGGCAUAAUCCCUGAGCCGACUACUGCGUCACAAGCGGUAGAUAGUAGGCGGGCCAGGGAUAAUGUGCACGUUGCCGCUGAAAAUCAUUCUGUGAAUUCAACUUCAACAUCGCGAAAUAACGCUAAAUUGAAUUCAUCGGUGACUGCACCUAAAAUUAAAUCAUGCGUCGUAUGUGAAAAACCGCAUGAUUUAAUUCAAUGUGACAAAUUUAAGUCAAUGUCAAUCAAUGACAGAUGGAAUUUGAUUAAAAAGAAAAGAGUCUGUCAUCGAUGCCUCAAAGUAGGUUGGCAUAGGUUUAAUUUAUGUAAGGCGAAGAAAGUUUGUGACGUUGACGGAUGUACGUUCCGUCACCACGUAUUACUGCACAACCCGAAUUACGAGCGUUCCGCAGCAGCGCACGUUGAGGUGGAUGACGAUGAGCCGGUAGCGGGAACUUCUGGCACUGCACCGCGAGCCCCGACUGCCCACGCCGCAGCACCUACUCUCAUGAGCGACUCUGCUUCAUACGAUGUCGAAUCAAAGGAGAUUCUGACCCACACAUCGACAUCGGUUGCCGCGGGAUAUUCGGCUCAGACGUUGCCUCCGUUGCCUCCUCGUCCGUUAUUGAAGAUCGUGGCGGUAACCGUGUCCGGUCCGUUAGGUUCCGUCAAUGCGUACGCGAUGUUAGACGACGGGGCAACGGGUUCGUUCAUUGAGCAGGAUAUCGCCGCGCAAAUAGGUGCCUGUGGACCCCAGAGGCGCAUGAGGUUAGACUGUGUCGACGGGUUAGGAAAAGAUACGUAUGUGCAGUAUGUUGAUUUCCAUAUCAAAGGUCGCCGUGGCAAAGAUACGUACUAUAUCAGCAAAGCGCGGGCGAUGAAAGGUUUAGGUCUCGCUACUCAAACUCCCGAUAGGUCGAGCGUACUUAAAUUUUCCCACCUUUCAGACAUCGCAGAUGAGUUUUGUUACGGCAACAUACAGCCGUCGAUUAUAGUCGGUCUCGAUAAUUGGCACCUCACAAUUCCUAGGGCUAUACGCGAGGGUAGUAGAGCAGAACCGGUCGCGAUUAAUACCGCGUUAGGUUGGGUCCUGUUCGCCUUUGGUUGCAGUAAAGCCGCAUCCGCCGAGACCGUCAACCACGCUAUAGUGAGCGAGCCCGCGGUCGCGGAUGUCGGCGAUCGCGCAGUUUUAGAACAGUUGAUUCGCGAGCAAUAUAGUUUAGACUCAAUCGGCAUUUCGAAACGCGAAGCGCGCAGCGAUGAUAAUGAUCGCGCUGUCCAAAUUCUUGACCGUACGGCGUGUCGCCUGCCUAACGGGCAUUUUGAAGUCGGUUUACUUUGGAAGUCAGACAAUUUAUCUGUGCCUGAUAGUCGCAAGCUUGCCUUAUCUAGGUUUUUUAGUCUCGAGAAUAAGAUGGCCCGUGAUUUUCAGUAUGCAGAUCGUUACCGUGCAAACAUACACGACAUGUUACGGAAAGGUUAUGCUGAACUGUGCACGGAAGAGCCUAGCGCCAAGUCGCCAGUUUGGGUCUUGCCGCAUUUCGGAGUAACCAAUCCAAACAAACCUAACAAAUUAAGAGUCGUACACGAUGCUGCUGCUAAAAGUCACGGUGUAUCGCUAAAUUCACUUUUAUUAACCGGCCCAGAUUUGUUGCAGCCCCUGCUCGGAAUCUUAUUGCGGUUUAGAGAGGGAAAAAUUGCCCUGACUGGUGAUGUUCGCGAGAUGUUUCCCCAAGUCAAGAUCCGACCAGAGGAUCGCGACGCUCAGAGGUUUUUGUGGCGCGACUCGCCCAAAGACCCUAUCAUGACAUACCGUAUGUCAUCUAUGAUUUUCGGUGCCGCUUCCAGCCCUUUCACUGCCAUUUAUAUAAAGAACAAAAACGCAGUGGAAUGGCAGGAGCGUUUUCCAGACGCGGUUCGAGCCAUCAUGGUUGAUCACUAUAUGGAUGACUGUAUAGUGAGCCUAAAUUCUGUUGACGAGGCCGCAAAACUUGCUGCCGAGAUCACCAACAUCCAUAAACAUGCUGGCUUCGAGAUGCGUGCUUGGACUUCAAACAAUCCCUCUGCGCUGCGUCUACUACCCAAAGAGAGCUUGGCUGAAGUCCCUGUAGCUAGCAAUGACGUAGACGUUGAUCUUGGUCGACUCACUGCUCCUGUGCGAACACUGGGACUUAUUUGGCAACCCGUUUCAGAUAAGAUUGGUUUUAACAUCGGAAUAAAGGGAGAACGUUUGUUGCCAAAUAAACUCACUAAGCGUGAAGUGUUGGCUCAUGUCAUGCGGGUUUUCGACCCACUCGGUAUCCUGGCGCCAGUAGUGAUUACGGGUCGCAUCAUGUUCCAAAAUGCGUGGCGUAAGGGUAUCGAUUGGGACGAGGAGUUGUCGCAAAGUGACAGUGCAGCAUGGAGACUCUGGUUUGAGGAUUUAUAUGCAAUUUCUGGUCUACAGAUCCCACGCUGCUACUGCCUUGGCGAAUAUCGAAUCGAUAAGUGCGAGCUUCAUUUGUUUUGUGACGCGAGCGAGUCGGCGUUCGCUGCGGUUGCAUAUUGGCGGUUCGUCUUAGAAAAUGGUGAAGUGAAGCUGGCGCUUAUAUGUAGCAAAGUUCGAGUAGCUCCUUUAAAACAAAUUUCCAUAAAUCGCUUAGAGCUCCAAGGAGCGUUGAUCGCAGCCCGUCUCGCUUCUACGAUUUGCGAAGCACACAGAUUCAAGCCUGUCAAUCGCAUAUUCUGGUGCGAUUCUAUGACGGUUUUAGGGUGGCUUCGAAGCGAGGCGCGCUUAUUUAAGCCAUUCGUUUCUCACAGAGUAGCCGAGAUUAUGGAAAUAACCGACGUAAAAGAAUGGCGAUGGGUGCCAAGUCAAAUCAACGUUGCGGAUGAUGCUACCCGCAUCAAGCGAGUGACGUUAUCAUCAAAAUCGCGUUGGAUUUCGGGUCCUGAAUUUUUGCUCUCUUCGGAGUGGCCCAGCGAGCCCAGUUCACCAGAAUAUCCAGGCAUGGAAGAAGAGAGCAAACGUGCAGCGCGUCCCGAUUUGGUUCAUCUCAUUAGUGAUGUUGAAAAGCACGAUCCAGUCUCAGCCGAUCCUAAGCGGUUCAGUUCUUGGGUGAGGCUGGUACGCGCAACAGCAUUAGCUCAUAAGUAUUUGUCAUUACUUAGAACCCAUUGCCUAACUAGAAAGGGUCUAUGUGUAGACAAUUUAGUCCGCUUGGAGGGGGGCUUGUGUAGUUUUGUGUUUCAGCCGUUCAACCAAUGGCAACAGUUCGCCGCCCCGCGCUCUGUGCGCGAAUCUGCCGCGGGCCUGACCGCCGCAGAUCUACGUCUAGCUGAACUUCACAUUCUGCGCCAGUCCCAGUUGAACACAUUUCCUGACGAGAUGGCCAGUCUAGAUAGCCAUCCCGCCCAGCUUCUGCCACGCACCAGCCGUUUAUCAAAGCUAUCGGUGACUAUCGGAGACGACGGACUUAUGCGUUUAUCUGGCCGUAUAAGGGCAGCGUCGCAAAUACGGGACGAGAUGAAAAACCCCAUUGUGCUUGAUGGCAAAGAUCCAGCUGUGCGCCUGCUUGUCGAGCACCACCAUCGCAGGGCUACCCACGCCAACACAGAGACCGUUGUGAAUGAGCUGCGACAAGAUUAUCACCUUUUGUCACUGAGAAGUACCGUCCGCAAUAUCACCUACAACUGUUUGUUUUGCCGAAUACGCCGGGCCAAGCAGUUUCAACCCGUGACGGGAGACUUACCAGAAGCACGCCUUGGACACCACAAACGGCCAUUUACAUUCACAGGGCUGGAUUACUUCGGUCCAGUACAAGUUUCCAUUGGCCGAAGACGCGAAAAGAGAUACGUCGCCCUUUACACCUGCCUCGUAGUACGUGCAGUCCAUUUGGAAAUUGUCGACAGUCUGUCAACCGACUCUGCGAUUAUGAGCCUCCGCCGGUUCAUCGCUCGAAGAGGUACCCCAUCAGAGCUGUGGUCAGAUAAUGGGACUGCAUUCGUGGGUGCCAGCCGGGAGCUUCGACGCUUAUACGACGACGCUACGUCCCAGUUCGCUGCUGCGCAGAGAAUUAACUGGCGUUUCAUCCCCCCGGCGGCACCGUUUAUGGGUGGCUGCUGGGAGAGGCUUGUGAAGAGCGUGAAAACUGCACUCAAGGUGACUCUCACUGAGCGAGCUCCAACUGACGAGGUUCUACGUACACUUUUGGCUGAGGCGGAGGCCUUGGUGAAUUCCCGGCCGCUUACUCAUGUUUCCGUGGACCCUCAGAGUGAAGAAUCACUGACGCCUAUGCAUUUCCUGCUGGGUACUUCUUCGGGACGCCCAAUUCCAGCCACAUCGUCAGAAACGGACCUCCUGUCACGUUCCAGCUGGCGUAAGGCCGUCAGAUUGUCAGAACAUUUUUGGCGCCGCUGGUUGAAAGAAUAUCUUCCGACACUAAUACCCAGACGUGGUCGAGGUGAAGUUCCUCAAAUUGCAAUUGGUGACUUGGUGCUCAUAGCGGACGGCAAUACUUCCCGAGGUUCCUGGCUCCGUGGACGCGUCACAGCUGUUUUCCCAGGCCCUGAUGGCAUCAUACGAGUUGCGGACGUGCACACCAAUGGAGGCAUUUUGCGGCGGCCCCUGCGGAAGCUGGUGAAGCUCCCCCUUUAA
Cydia strobilella is the source of this 5883-nucleotide messenger RNA. RefSeq lists its product as uncharacterized. Gene Ontology annotation, molecular function: nucleic acid binding. The record is from RefSeq and is a predicted model, not a curated record. Lineage: Eukaryota; Metazoa; Arthropoda; Insecta; Lepidoptera; Tortricidae. Bases 1 to 5883 code for a protein of 1960 amino acids. The transcript has a single exon. Gene Ontology annotation, biological process: DNA integration.